AAAUGGUUCAUAUCAGAUGUGAACAAGAAUGACGUAAUCUAUUACUUGGUAACAUAACCUUGAAGAAUCUGUAUGAUGAACAGAUAGAUAUAUAGGAAGGUUAAGUCGAUCAGAUACCGAAUGCUUGACAAUUCUGUUGACGCAUUUCGGACAUGGGCUUGUUUGGAAAAUCGCAGGAAAAAAAUCCUAAAGAAAUGGUUCAAGAGUGGACUCACAAAUUGAGAAAGGAAGGUUAUCAGCUUGAUAGACAGGUUAGAGCAAUUCAGAGAGAGGAAGAUAAAGUUAAACGUUCCCUGAAGGAAGCUGCAAAAAAGGGAGAUAAAGAUGUCUGCAAAAUUCUUGCCAAGGAGAUUAUAAGGGCUCGUAAAUCUUGCAAUAAGAUUUAUACUUCCAAAGCACACUUAAAUUCUGUAUCGUUACAAAUGAAAAAUCAGUUAGCGACAAUCAGAGUAGCUGGUUCGGUCUCUAAAUCUACAGAAGUGAUGCAAGCAAUGCAGUCUUUAGUAAGAGUACCAGAAGUGGCUGCAACUAUGAGAGAAAUGUCGAAGGAGAUGAUGAAGGCAGGUAUUAUUGAGGAAAUGUUGGACGAAACAAUGGAUUCUAUCGAGGAUUCCGAGGAUAUGGAAGAUGAAGCUGAUGAAGAAGUUGACAAGAUUUUAUGGGAAGUAACAGCUGGUCAAUUAGGCACAGCUCCUGCGGUUGUCACAGAAAACCCUGGAAUUGCUUCUACCUCUGCAGAAGAGGAAACGGCAGAAGAUGACGAUAAAGAACUUGAAGAAAUGAAGAAUCGAUUGCAAAGUCUUCGUAGUUAGAUGAAUAAUUAAAUAAAAAUAUUUGUAUCAAACAAAUGUCAGGGAAAUAAGUAUCUUAAUAAUAACAUUUAUUAAAUAAAUAACACAAGUUAUAAAUAGUAGUAGCACUUGCUUAUUUAUCGUAAUGUUAUUGCUAUUAAUGUUAAUGUUUUUGCUAUUUAAUGUAAAUACUGUAUUAUCAUAGGUAUUUUAUCGCUUUGUAGAAGUAUUAUAAGCACUUUCCGUUUAUCCAUUUUUACAUUCAUUAUCCAGUAACAUCUAUUGUUAGAAUAAUUAUGAAGAGAAAUUAUGUAUAUUAAAUUAAGGCUGAAAGUAAAUCGUAUAAUAAAAUUAUUUUUUGCUAUAAAAA
Solenopsis invicta (red fire ant) is the source of this 1161-nucleotide messenger RNA. It is a transcript of the gene Vps24, whose product is annotated as charged multivesicular body protein 3. The record is from RefSeq and is a predicted model, not a curated record. Lineage: Eukaryota; Metazoa; Arthropoda; Insecta; Hymenoptera; Formicidae. Gene Ontology annotation, biological process: late endosome to vacuole transport; protein transport; endosome transport via multivesicular body sorting pathway. Gene Ontology annotation, cellular component: multivesicular body; ESCRT III complex. The coding region runs from base 153 to 812 and encodes 219 amino acids. The transcript has 4 exons.